AUGCCUCCCGGCGCCACACCGGAAGCAGGCGCCCCUCCUUCAGUGCCUCUGAGCUUUUCAAACAACUUCUGGGGACGAGAUGACGCGGGCGUGGACCCUCUCCUCACACGAAUGCAAAAUGCCAAAACCACUUGCGACGAACUCAAGGCUUUUUACAAUGCGCGUGCCGCUCUGGAGGAGGAAUAUGCCAAAAAGCUGUUGAACCUGUCCCGAAAGCCGCUGGGCAGUGUUGAGCAAGGAACACUCAGAGCCAGUCUCGACGUCGCGAGGGGCGAAACCGAAUCCAUGGGCAAGCAGCAUGCUUUAAUCGCCCAACAAAUGAGGUCGGAGUUGGAGGAACCUUUGGUCGCUUUCGCCGGUGGCAUGAAAGAGCGUCGCAAGAUUGUACAAAAUGGGAUUGAGAGGCUCCUCAAGACUAAACAAGCACAAACGGCCCACGUCAACAAGAGCCGAGACAAAUACGAGCAGGACUGUCUGAGGAUCAAAGGGUAUCUAGCGCAAGGUCAUAUGGUCAUGGGACAAGAGGAACGCAAGAAUAAAGCAAAACUCGAAAAGACGCAGAUCAACAUGGCCGCGAAUUCCAAUGAAUAUGAAGCCGCCGUCAAGGUUCUGGAGGAGACGACGGGGCGAUGGAACAAAGAGUGGAAGGCAGCCUGCGACAAAUUCCAAGACCUCGAGGAAGAGCGCCUGGACUUCACCAAGUCUUCUUUGUGGGCUUUCGCCAACAUCGCAUCCACAGUCUGCGUUUCGGAUGAUGCCUCUUGUGAGAAGAUUAGACUGGCCCUGGAGAAUUGUGAGGUGGAAAAGGACAUCUCCAGCUUCAUCAAGACCUGCGGGACAGGCCAGGAGAUACCAGAUCCGCCACGAUACAUCAACUUCUGCCGGGGCGAUGUUGAUAGUGCUUCAGAGGUGUCCGAAGAUGACAACUAUUCGGUUGCCCAAUUCUCGCGUACCACCAAUCCGGCAUUCAGAUCAUCCUCGCCCACGCAUUCAAAUGCAGGAACAAGAAGCAACCGAAAUGGCACUCCCCAACGCCUCUCAGGAGAGCUUGUGGGUCCCGAUGAAGAUGAUAUGCCAACUCCAUCGAAUGCCAAUAGCGGUCGACCUCCACCCCUCAACUACAAGCAGCCGGGGCCCAAUGUUCCUCCAAACUACUGCCCGAGUCAACACGGUGACGUGCCGCAAGUACCGCAUAAUCAAUACCCGACCGAUGGAAUGACCAUGUUUUGCCGAGCGGACGCCCCUUCAGUGGCUGGGUCCGCCCUGUCUUCGAACACGAGACCAGAGAGCAGAGACAGCCAAAGCGAAUACUCUGCCCCAAGUUCAUUCACCAGUGCUGAGCCGAGCUCUGGUGCAGCAUCACCCACCAAGAUGGCACCUGUCAACGGUGUUGCGUUGCCGGGCAUGACAUCGCCUGACAAAGCUGUUCAAAAGAAGAGAUCGGGAUUCUUUUCAAACAGCCCGUUCCGCCGAAAGUCCAGAAGAGAGAAUGACCAUCACUCUGCUAGCAGCCCUCCAAAUCGCAACACGUGGAGCGCGACUUCGGCAUCCGGUGGUCGAAUCAAUCUCAAUCCCACGGUAUCUAGCACUCAGUCAGGUCCGACCAAGUCCCCAACCCGUCAAACACCAAGCUUUUUCAAUCGAAACACCGCUGCAAUGGCUCCCGAAGGUGAAGACGUCGCGGAUCCUCGAGCAAGCUUCCAGUUGAAUGUCGGCAGUAACGUCUUCGAUGUGGCAAGCCCGGAUGGUCCACAGUCAACACCAAAGGCAAGUGCGGCCAAUCGUCGCAGUCAAUUCCUUCCUCCGCCUUCAGCAAUGGGUGACGAUCUCACGCAUGAUCCUAUUGUGCAAGCGUUAGCCGAUCUGAAGCAGAGCUCCAAUGGCGUAACUGGCAUGGCCAAACAAGCCAGCACGCGAGUGGCAGUCGAUCGUUAUCACGGCGUAGCCACUCCAGCCCCUGAUCAAGAUCCCGCGGCAAGACCACCUACGUUGAGUGCGGAGAGUCAGGCACGGUUGGCAGCACAACGAGGAACUCCUCCACCAGCUUAUGAGAGUGGUGGAGGUAAACCGCGGAGCGCUCUUGGUGUCCCACAACCUGCACAUACCAAGAGGGAGAUGCUGAAUCGCACGGAGACGUGGGGCAUUGGCUCAGUUUCUUCAAAUCCUAGAGGCAGUCAACAAUCCAGACCAGGCACUCGAGAUGGAAGACGCAGUCCAGGCCCCGGAAUGAUGAGAGCUGCCAGCCCACAACCACAGGGUGGAUAUCAACAACGGUCGAGGAGCCCCGCCCCAGAUAUGGCUCCGAGAGCCGCAAGUCCACAGCCCCAGAGCCAGUAUCCACGAUCUCGAAGUCCUGGGCCGGGGAUGAUGCCCCGCGCUGCUAGUCCGCAGCCUCAGGAUCCAUAUAUGCGAUCACGCAGUCCCGCCCCAGCGAUGAUGCAACAAAACGGCAAUCCUCCAGGCCAGCCUGGAUCUCACUACCGCGCAGCCUCGCCUAAUCCGUACGGAGGUGGAAGAUCAAGAGGUCCAGGUCAAGGCCCCGGGCCAAGACAAGGCAGUGGAAUGGAGAUGCAACUGAGUUCUCAGGACGUGACGAGAUACGAUGGCUCCGGCAGUGGCAGUGGACGAAGCCGACAAGGAAUGAUGCGGCCGAACUCCAGUUUCGGUGGGGAUCGGUACCAGCAGCAACAUCAAGGCCAUGACGGACGAGAAUCGAAACACAGAGGCGCCACGGACACCGAACUUGGGAGAGAACGCAGCAAGAGUUCAGCUAAUAUCCCAUUUAGACCUGCUGCUGCGCCUGCACCGAUAUUGCAUUAUGCACGGGCGAUGUACAGCUACACGGCCGCGAUCCCGGAGGAGUUGAGCUUCAGCAAAGGUGAUAUCCUGGCUGUGCUGCGCCUGCAGGAUGAUGGUUGGUGGGAGGCCGAAGUCAAAGAGAGCGUCAAGGGCACCAGAGGUGGUGGCAUUGGUUUGGUCCCAAGUAAUUAUUUGCAGAGAUGUUAA
Messenger RNA from Rhinocladiella mackenziei CBS 650.93, 3006 nucleotides. RefSeq lists its product as uncharacterized. The coding region runs from base 1 to 3006 and encodes 1001 amino acids. Gene Ontology annotation, cellular component: cell division site; cytoplasmic side of plasma membrane; cytoplasm. Gene Ontology annotation, biological process: cytoskeleton organization. The record is from RefSeq and is a predicted model, not a curated record. Lineage: Eukaryota; Fungi; Ascomycota; Eurotiomycetes; Chaetothyriales; Herpotrichiellaceae. The transcript is spliced from 3 exons. Gene Ontology annotation, molecular function: phospholipid binding; protein binding.